Dentiscutata erythropus is the source of this 227-nucleotide messenger RNA. The record is from the annotation of a GenBank genome assembly. Lineage: Eukaryota; Fungi; Glomeromycota; Glomeromycetes; Diversisporales; Gigasporaceae.
AGGUGGGAUCAACAGCAGAUGUAUUAGAAAAAAUAGAUAUUAAUGAGAAGACAAAAAUAAGGUUGGCAAUUGAGGAGUUAGAUGGGAUGUUAAAAAAGGAUAAUAAUCAAAUGGAUAAAGGUGUAAGGGUAUUGAAACAAAGACAACCAUAUGUGAGAAAACAGCUUGGAUAUGGCUUAGAAAACUUGGAUGGGAAUAUAAAGAAUGAAGAAAGGAUAUCUAUGUAG